CCUGUUAUGAAUGGGGUCUGGUCCAUUGGGAACUCUUCUCUUGCUCAUGUAGUUGAGAUCUGAGACUGGAUGAACAUCAAUCUUCUUUCCUCCUUUCACCGUUGUACGUUUGAAACUUCCGGCCGGCCGAGAGUCCACCGUUGUCGUAGUUUUUGUAAUCCCAACCGAGAAGAACAAAAUAAAUCCCAUCAAUGCAAGUACCCCAAACAAGGCCUUAAAAGACCUUCCACUACAACCCAUCUCUUUUCUUUACCCUCUAUAUUUUUUAUAGAGGCAAGACAGCACAAGCUGAUAAUUGUUGUACUUUGUAUGGGUCUCCAAGAGGACAUCCAAGAGAAGAGAGACAAAACAGGUGACAAAAGAGAAGAGAUGGUGAGUUAAGGCAACUAAUUUUUUUUCUCUCUCUCUCUCUCU
Messenger RNA from Ilex paraguariensis (yerba mate), 414 nucleotides. The record is from the annotation of a GenBank genome assembly. NCBI's taxonomy places the organism in Eukaryota, Viridiplantae, Streptophyta, Magnoliopsida, Aquifoliales, Aquifoliaceae.